Notolabrus celidotus (New Zealand spotty) is the source of this 2010-nucleotide messenger RNA. RefSeq names its product XK-related protein 8. Gene Ontology annotation, biological process: phosphatidylserine exposure on apoptotic cell surface; apoptotic process involved in development; engulfment of apoptotic cell. The coding region runs from base 63 to 1385 and encodes 440 amino acids. The record is from RefSeq and is a predicted model, not a curated record. Gene Ontology annotation, cellular component: plasma membrane. Lineage: Eukaryota; Metazoa; Chordata; Actinopteri; Labriformes; Labridae. The transcript has 3 exons.
AGUUGUAAACAGCUCUGUUCUUAAGAAUGUAGCCACACCAGAGGCAGACAGUUCAAGAGGGUAUGUGUGACAGUAGUUUGACAAGCACUAUGAAACCGUCUCAGUACUCCUGGGUAGACUUCCUCUUCACUUGUCUAGGUCUUGUGUUCCUGGUGUUCGACAUAGUGCUGGAUGUUUUGGCUGUUGUGUCCCUGUACCAGGAAAGGGACUAUAGGAGCCUCUGUGUCCUGUUGCUGUUCCUCGUGGGCUCGUCUGUUCUUGUCCAGGCCUUCAGCUGGCUCUGGUAUAGCUACGAGGACUACAGGAGGGAGACAACUGUGGAGAAGUGUUUGAGUGUGGGAUGGCUCAAGCUCCUCCAUGUGCUGCAGCUCGGAAUCUACAUCAGGCAUGCAGGUGUGGUCGAGGUUUCUGUACGCAGCUUCCUCCCUAAAAAAAACCCGGAAAUUAAGACCCCUGGAGAUUUUGCAGUGUACCUGAGCCAUGACCUGAGCAUGCUGCGGCUCUUAGAAACGUUCUCAGAAAGUGCCCCUCAGCUCGUCCUCAUGCUCACCAUCAUGCUGCAGCGCGGCCAGCUCGACCACUGGACAGUGUUGAAAGCCCUUGGCUCAGCCUCAGCCAUCGCCUGCAGUGUGACCAUGUACCACCGCUCUCUGCGCUUCUUCCUUAAAGCCAAACAGAAGCAGCAGUUCGUCUCCUCUGUUGUCUACUUUCUCUGGAACCUUCUUCUCAUCAUGUCUCGUAUCACCGCCCUCGCCCUCUUCGCCUCUGUGCUGCCUUGCUUCAUCCUCACUCACUUCAUCUGCUCUUGGAUCAUAUUAUUCUUCUUUGUCUGGAGAUCAAAGACCGACUUCAUGGAUAAUGCUUUUGGAGAAUGGCUUUACAGAGCCACCGUUGGCCUCAUUUGGUAUUUUGACUGGUUUAAUGUGGUGGAGGGGAAGACCAGAAACAAGACUCUGCUCUAUCAUGGCUACAUGCUGGCUGAUAUUUCUCUCCUCUGCAGUCUGUGGUGUUGGAAGAUUAUCACUGAUCCUCCAUAUUUUGAAUUCUCCCCUUUUUGGGCUAAAAUAAUUGCUGUCAGUGUUGUUUCAACGUACAUUCUAGGCCUCUUUUCCAAAAUGAUUUAUUACAAGUUCUUCCAUCCAAAGUUGAACAAGGACCAGUUAAAAGGGGGCGACACAGAAAGUUCCUCACCUGAACCCCAACCUACUUCAAAAAUAAUUUCUGCAGAUAUGCCAGAUGCCCACAUUUCUAUGGUGCGCACAAACCUAGAAAAUUCAGACAUGGACGGAGACAUUCAAGAUCGCAGCCUCUCCAUUCCAGCUUCACCCGACACUAAGCGAUACAAUAAAAGAAUGAAAAAGUUGGCUGAGAACUUCUACUCCUGACCUGGGUCACUCGACACCAACAGGACUUGGAGGUUAACAACAGACCCAGUCAGACUCUCAGUGGACCAGCCUUCAGUGAAGAAUCAGUAUUAUGUGGUUUGUGUUGGAUGGAGUGGACUAUCACCUGAUCCAUUUUUACCCACAGAUGCAGCCUCAUGAAUCACAUAAGCACUAUUGGUCAUGCAUCAGAGGGCAUUCAAUUAACAAUUCAUAUUUAAUCUCUCAUCAUUCAAGUCUGUCUUAAUUUAUGCUUAUAUAACAUUCCUAUAAGAAAAAUAUAAAACAGUCAUCGUUUGUUUACAGUGAAUGUAACUUAUGUAAAUAAUGUGAAAUUAACAAAACUAUUUUCUUAAAACCACCAUGUCACUCAUUUGUGUGACAUCUUGCCAGCUCUAGUUUCUCAGCACAGUCAGUAUUGUAGCUGAGCAUACGACUAUGCAUUGAAGAACUUAGUCUUACUGUUUGAUACUGUAUUUUAACCCUGUUCUAUUUCCCACAAUGCUGGCAAAUGCAAAAACACAGACCCCUUUUGAAGUGAGCAGUUAAUUCAAUUGUUGUUAUUUAUUUUUUUAAUGAAAAAUAAUGUAUUAAUACUCUAAUAAAAAUAACUGUAUAAGAAAUAAAA